AUGGAUUUAUCGGAUGAUGAAGACCUCCUUAUGAUAGAAGAAGAGGAGGAGGAUGAGAGUCAAAAAGAGGAAGUCGACUCGGUUAUUGUUGAAGACAUCCGACGCCGACUGUUCGACGUGUUUAAAAUGUUCGAUGAGGAUUGUGACGGGUUGAUUGAGACAGACGACGUUGGUCAUGUUCUCCGAAGUUUCGGACUCAAUCCGAGCCAAACCGAACUGCAACUAGUCUCCGAACAAACAGCGAAGAAAUCUGGGCGUGUCUCAUUUGAAGACUUAUUGCCACGUGUCGUUUCAGCCAUCCAGAACGAGGAGUGGAAGGAUGAUACACCGAAACAAAUCCAUGCGGCAUUUCAAGUCAUCACCUCGAAUAAUUACGUACAAAAAGACACACUUUUGCAACUUUUAACGUCGAUUGGGGAGCCGUUGACUCCGCAAGAAGUGAAACAAUUCUUGAAUCAUGUUAGUAUUCGAGCCAAUGGAGAUAUUGAUUGGGUGGCCUAUGUCAAGGACACUUGUGAGAUGAUCGCGUCGAGGGAUUGA
Caenorhabditis remanei is the source of this 540-nucleotide messenger RNA. RefSeq lists its product as uncharacterized. Bases 1 to 540 code for a protein of 179 amino acids. Gene Ontology annotation, cellular component: myosin II complex. The transcript has 3 exons. Lineage: Eukaryota; Metazoa; Nematoda; Chromadorea; Rhabditida; Rhabditidae. Gene Ontology annotation, molecular function: calcium ion binding. The record is from RefSeq and is a predicted model, not a curated record.